CUCAGUUAGGUAACAGCUUCCCAGGUCAUUUUGUACACGCGAACGGCAGCAGGUCUUACUGCAGAUGAAAUUUGUCUUUCUUCACAGUCAGCGGUUUAGAGCCCAAAGUUAAAACACGCAUUGUUCAUCUUUUUAGUGGCGAUUUUUAAUCCACGUAAAAUGGUGUUUUACUUCACAAGCGCCGUGGUGGGCCCUUCCUUCACGAUCUACAUGGGAAAAGACAAAUAUGAAAAUGAGGAUCUUAUCAAGUAUGGAUGGCCCGAAGAUAUCUGGUGAGAUUCUUUAUCUGAACUCUGAAAUAACCUGAAUUUUCUGCAGCUGGGAUUUUUAAAGAAACUGAGAUGAGCAAUAAAAGUUUCACGUGGACAAACUGUCCUCAGCUCAUGUAUAUCUGAGAAUGCCAAAGGGUCAAACCAUUGAUGAUAUCCCACCAGAGGUGCUGAUAGACUGCGCACAACUGGUGAAAAACAACAGCAUCCAAGGCUGUAAGAUGAACAACAUCAAUGUGGUUUACACAGCGUGGGCCAACCUGAAGAAAACAGGAGACAUGGAUGUUGGACAGAUCGGCUUUUAUCGACAGAAAGAGGUAAAGAUCGUGGCAGUGGAGAAGAAGAUCAACGAGAUAAUAAACCGUCUGGAGAAAACAAAAGUGGAACGGUUCCCUGAUCUGGCAGCAGAGAAGGAAUCGAGAGAUCGGGAGGAGAGGAACGAGAAGAAAGCUCAGCUGCAGGAGCAGAAGAGGAGAGAGAAGGAGGAGCAGAAAAGGAAAAAAGAGCAGGAGGAGCUCAGGAACUACUCGUCACUGAUGAGGACUGAAAACAUGAAGACUAAUGAGGACGGCAACGAUUCAGAUGACUUCAUGUGAGAGGAGACAACGAGGCAGCAUCAGACAGACAGCCUGCUGUCCGGCUGCUUUAGCUUCCUGUAACAGACACUGAAAAGAUUAAAAAAAACUCAGACAAACCUUUUUGGCUUUGGGACACUCGGAGCAGAAAGUGAGACAGCGAGGGAUGGAGGCGCCAGGACUCGUGGUUCAGAAACUGCUUUCAGACCAAACCGAGCUGAUUGACCUCCUUAUCGCAGAGAGGACACGGUGGACGAGGAAGCACGGGGCACCAGGAUCGAUGAGGGUCAUUUUAAGGGGGGAGACAUGCUCAGAUAGCAGAACAUUAUCUGAUGGAAUUUCACUGCCUGAUGAUGUUCAUGCUCAUGAUGAUAAAACUGUCUGUGUCUGCGUGGGUGCGUUUGGUUCAUGUUGUUGCUCCCAGUCACAAUAUUUUUAUUUCCCCGCAUGACAGAUUUUAUUGAAUGCAGAUCAGUGUAUGAAUUAAAAAUCACGUUUAUUAUGAAA
Molecule: messenger RNA, 1351 nt
Organism: Haplochromis burtoni (Burton's mouthbrooder)
Lineage: Eukaryota; Metazoa; Chordata; Actinopteri; Cichliformes; Cichlidae
Gene: ccdc25
Product: coiled-coil domain containing 25
Exons: 9
Coding region: 398-865 (155 amino acids)
Source: RefSeq, a predicted model, not a curated record